This is a messenger RNA of Elgaria multicarinata webbii, 1263 nucleotides long. It is a transcript of the gene ELOVL6, whose product is annotated as ELOVL fatty acid elongase 6. The record is from RefSeq and is a predicted model, not a curated record. Gene Ontology annotation, biological process: fatty acid elongation, polyunsaturated fatty acid; very long-chain fatty acid biosynthetic process; fatty acid elongation, saturated fatty acid. Gene Ontology annotation, molecular function: fatty acid elongase activity. The transcript is spliced from 4 exons. The coding region runs from base 44 to 841 and encodes 265 amino acids. Gene Ontology annotation, cellular component: endoplasmic reticulum membrane; endoplasmic reticulum. NCBI's taxonomy places the organism in Eukaryota, Metazoa, Chordata, Lepidosauria, Squamata, Anguidae.
UUUCAGCCAGGCGUAGGCAAGCGUCCCCUCCAAAAUCGGUCCAAUGAACAUGUCAGUGUUGACUUUACAAGAAUACGAAUUUGAAAAGCAAUUCAACGAGAAUGAAGCGAUUCAAUGGAUGCAAGAGAACUGGAAAAAAUCGUUCCUGUUUUCUGCUCUAUAUGCUGCCUUUAUAUUUGGUGGUCGACAUCUAAUGAACAAACGAGCAAAAUUUGAAUUGAGGAAACCACUAGUGCUCUGGUCUCUAAGCCUUGCACUCUUCAGUAUAUUUGGUGCUGUUCGAACGGGUGCUUACAUGGUGUACAUUUUGAUGACCAAAGGACUGAAGCAGUCAGUUUGUGACCAGAGUUUUUACAAUGGACCUGUCAGCAAAUUCUGGGCUUAUGCAUUUGUGCUAAGCAAAGCACCAGAACUAGGAGAUACAAUAUUUAUUAUACUUCGGAAACAGAAGCUCAUCUUCCUCCACUGGUACCACCACAUUACUGUACUGCUUUAUUCUUGGUACUCUUACAAGGACAUGGUGGCUGGCGGUGGCUGGUUUAUGACCAUGAACUAUGGAGUGCACGCGGUCAUGUACACUUACUACGCCUUGCGGGCUGCUGGCUUCAGAGUGUCACGCAAGUUUGCCAUGCUUAUCACUUUGUCCCAGAUCACGCAGAUGUUCAUGGGCUGUAUAGUCAACUAUCUGGUCUUUGCCUGGAUGCAACAGGGCCAGUGCCACUCGCACGUCUCAAACGUUGUCUGGUGUUCUCUCAUGUACCUCAGCUACUUUGUGCUCUUCUGCCAUUUCUUCUUUGAGGCCUACAUUGGCAAAGCCAGAAAAGCAAGGAAGGCUGAGUAAAGCUAGAAACAAGACAGAAGCCACCGCUCAGGUCAUCCACAAAACAACAAACACCGAGAAAAAAAAGAAAUGGCACAAGGAAAACGUGUAUCUGUGGUGCGACUAAAAUUCAGCAGCUAAGGAACAGCUAGGUUUGCUCAAACCAGUAAGUUAAUGAUCCUGUCAUGGUGAGGACUCGCUGAAUGAUCCAGCACCUCAAAAGGCUGCUGUGAGGCAUCUGCCUUCUUGCACCUGUCUGCUCUUAAAACAAAUGCAAUUUUUUUAUAUACAUAAAAAAGGAAAGCCAAGCAAAGGAGAUAAUGAUUUUGCAUAAUAAAAUAUUUAAAAACCGUGGUUUCCCUGAGCAUAGAUGACUUUUAUUAAUCAAAAUAAAACAGCCACAAAGCUAAUUAUUUAUAUAUCCUUUCUAACUUUUUUUUUUU